Messenger RNA from Cyprinodon variegatus (sheepshead minnow), 2906 nucleotides. Its product is annotated as fibromodulin-like. The record is from RefSeq and is a predicted model, not a curated record. Gene Ontology annotation, molecular function: protein binding. The coding region runs from base 1 to 1179 and encodes 392 amino acids. Lineage: Eukaryota; Metazoa; Chordata; Actinopteri; Cyprinodontiformes; Cyprinodontidae. The transcript has 3 exons.
AUGAAACAGGAUGGAUGGGGCCACAGCUGCAGAGAGGGUUGGUGGAGCUAUUUAUCCUCAGUAGGCAACAUAUUCUACUCAGUCAGACUGAAAUACAAGAGAGGGGAGAUUGGCAGGAGACAUCAAGAAACUGUGAUCAUGAGGACAUUGGUGCUCUUCCUUUUAAUGGGAAUAGUGGAUGUGACCAUCAGCCAGAGCUACAGCCCCUUCCAGUGGCUGUCUCAGCUACGAGGCCGGAGGCAGAAUGCAGGCUGGUAUUCGGAGGCUGCAGAUUGCCCCUUGGAGUGUGACUGCCCAACAACCUAUCCCACAGCUAUGUACUGUCACAGCCGCAACCUGCAGCACGUUCCCUACGUUCCGUCACAUAUAAAGUAUGUAUACCUGCAGCGUAACCAAAUCACAGGCAUUCAACAUGGCGUGUUUGACAAUGCUACAAACCUGAUGUGGGUGAUUUUAUCACACAACAAGCUCAGCUCAGAAAAACUCAGCGACAGUGUGUUUGUCAAGCUGGAAAACCUGGAUCGACUAUAUCUGGAUCACAAUGAGCUGACCCGGGUGCCUCGUAACCUUCCAAGUUCUAUAUCUAGACUGCAACUUUCCCACAACAAAAUUGCAAAAGUUUCCUCUAAAUCAUUUGAUCGGAUGUCUAACCUCACCACCCUUCAACUACAGGCUAAUGUCAUAGAAGAGUUAGAGGGUGGGUUUAAGGAUCUAAAAUCUCUUAUUAUGCUGGAUAUCGGGAAAAACAAGCUAAGGAAAAUCCCCGACAGCCUUCCUGAGAGCCUGCAACAGCUCUACUUGGAGUUUAAUAAGAUAGAGAGUGUGCCAGCUGGUUUUCUUACUAUGUAUCCUAACCUGCAGUUUGUCCGCUUAGCUCACAACAUUCUGACAAACAAAGGACUUCCCUCCAGUGUCUUCAACACAAGCACACUCGUUGAGCUUGACUUGUCCUUCAACAAACUGGAACAGAUCCCUAAUGUCAAUAGGAACCUGGAAAACCUGUAUCUACAUGCCAAUAAGAUCAAAGAGUUCUCUUUGAGCAGUUUCUGUGACACAUAUGAUGGGACAAACUUCUCCAAGCUGAAAGUGCUGCGUUUGGAUGCUAACAAAAUCAGUGCUAGAGACAUUCCUGCUGAGGCUGCCUACUGUUUGCGGCUGGUUUCCUUUAUUGAUGUGUAGAGCUUCUUGUUCUUUUCUUUUUUUUUUUCUUUAUCUCUAACUUGUAUGCCCUCACUGUUACCGGUCUGUUACAUUGGUCAAGAAAAUGUUUUAUUAAACAGUUAUGCUAUUAACAUUCCACUCAUAAUUCCAGAGUCAGCCAAGAGGAAAUACCAGUGUUGGAUAACCUAAUAUCUAGAUUACAGUCAUAUGGACAUUUGAGACCCGAUAAAAACAUUUUUCAGAAAUAUCAGAAUUUAAGUUUUUGGAUUAAUGCUAAAUAUCACAAUUAUACAUAAACAGAAUGUAGCUAAUUGUGGACAUUUUAUUCAGCCUAAAACUUUUAAUCAACUGUAUAAGAUUCAGUAUCGAUCUUUGCCUCCACCAUGUGGAACGCCAUAAAACUUCAUGCUAAGGAAUUAUGUAUUAGGCAAAAAAUAAUUAUAAAUCUUAGUUGAUUAUCAUUUCUGUUUCUUAAUUGCACGUAUGGCUCUGUAAACUGAGCUGCCUCAAUUUGGUCAUGCAUAAGUUCCAUGUUGUAGACAUGGAAGCUUCCUUUUUUAUCAUUACAGUGCUUUAAGUACUGGUUAAGGGCUGGUGUCUUUCUUGGUUCUAAGCAGUAACAAGUUAUGUAAAUAAAUGUUUUGCUUUUUCAAACAUUCUGCCAUGAUGCCCAAGUUUUUUUAGUGCUUUGUUUUAGGGAGGCAAAUCUAUGAGUGGGCGUCUUCCGUUUUUUGUCUUUUUAUCAGUUGAAAAAUUUGUGUUUUACAAUGUGUUUAAGAAGAUUAUUUCCCUUUUAUCUAACCAGCAAAGCAUUUUGAUUAAUCAAAUCCUGAUAAGAUUGCCCCAUGGAUAGACUGUAUCUAAAUGAAAUGUAAGUAUGUUCAACUUGCUUUAUCCACCUGGGCAGUUCCACUUAAAGCUUGGGGUCAUUGACCAGAGGCCUGGGAGCUUUAGUGUCUGGACAGCAUCUACGCUAUUCCCAGGACUACGAUUUUUGGACGGAGGUUUCUCUUGGAAUUUGUUACAGCAUUUCCCCCGAGUUCGGGGUCAUAGCCCCGAGUGCGCUGAUGACCACUAAGCCUUGAAUCUCCUCAACGUCUCCAUUUCCUCUCUAAGCCCUUGGUAUUUCUCAAGCUUCUCAUGUUCCUACUUCUUGAUGUUGCUGUCCAUUGGGAUUGUUGUUUUAUCUGUCAGUGCUGCUUUUUCUUCUUCCACAAUUUCUAUUUAGCUAAUUCAUGUUGCACCAUUUCAGGUAGAAUCUUUUCAAAAGGUUCCUUAAUAGUUCCUGUUUGAUGUGGUAGAACUUUAUUGCUCUUGUGCUCGUGUUCCUUUGUUAUUUGUUCUCCCUUCAGGCCUCAUGAUGCUUGCUAUUUGGGGGUUUGUCACUCACAUUUUUUUUUAUUAUUAUUAUUCUUGUACUGCUUUUUCUAUGGGGAGAUGUAUUUACUGUUGCACUUUGUUAUUGUUGGUCAUAUUCUUGAUGCAGCUCAAGAUCUUUGCCGAUUUACCCUGAAUCGUGACCUUCCACUUAGCACCCAGUCUAAUAGUGCUAGGCUUCUUGUCUCACUCACUGUGUAGCUGAGUAUCCAAAUCUAUAAACGCAAACCACCUUAAAGCAUAUUUGUUCCAUUAAAGCUAAAUUGUUAGAUUAAGCCUUUAUAGGGCACUCAGUGAUAUACUUUAAAAAUCAAAAUUACAACGCAGUAGUGUUAUUGGAAUCCAAGACCUUAUUACCUUUGUAACAU